Rhea pennata is the source of this 4669-nucleotide messenger RNA. Its product is annotated as zinc finger protein 420-like. The transcript is spliced from 6 exons. Lineage: Eukaryota; Metazoa; Chordata; Aves; Rheiformes; Rheidae. Bases 95 to 3868 code for a protein of 1257 amino acids. The record is from RefSeq and is a predicted model, not a curated record.
CCAGCGCCGAGCGGGCACCGCGGGCCGCCGCCGCCGCCUUUGUGCCCGGCGGCCGCAGGGACCCACCGCGUUGGGCGAGGCGAGGGAGGGGGCCAUGGACCCCUGGGGAGCGGUGGACCGGGACCAGAAGGCGCUGUACGAGGGCGACGUGCAGGAGGACUACGACACGCUGGUGACCCUGAGCGACGGGACGCCGAGCGACCAUGAGGGAGAGGCCCCGGACGCGGACGGCCCCGAGAUCGUGGAGCUGGACGCGGCCGCCCUGCUGGGCCACGCCGAGGGGGCCUCCCUGGCGGCGCCGGGCGAGCAGAGCCCGACGCGCGAGAGCCUGCGCUGGACGGUGGUGCAGCAGAUCGACUCGCCGGGCAAGCAGCCGCGGCGGGGCGGCAAGGCCGGCGCCUUCCCCAACUUCAAGAGCAUCAUCGUGCUGCAGAAGAGCUACGAGUGCGGCGAGUGCGGCAAGACCUUCAGCUGCAGCUCCCACUUCAGCAAGCACCGGCGCACGCACACGGGCGAGAAGCCCUUCCUCUGCCUCCACUGCGGCAAGAGCUUCAACAUCAGCUCCAACCUCUACCGGCACCAGCGGGCCCACGCCGCCGAGCGGGCCGGCCCGCCGGCGCCCGCCGCCGAGCGGGCCGCCCACCCGCGCGGGCUGCCCUACAAGUGCGACGAGUGCGGCAAGAGCUUCCGCCGCAACACGGAGCUGGUGACCCACCAGCGGCUGCACACGGGCCGCCUGCCCUUCCAGUGCGGCCACUGCGGCAAGAGCUUCUCCUGGAGCUCCCACUUCGACCGGCACCAGCGCAUCCACACCGGCGAGAAGCCCUACAAGUGCCCCGAGUGCGGCAAGUGCUUCAGCCGCAGCUCCCACCUCUACCGGCACCAGCGCACCCACGCCGGCGGGCGCUCCUACAUCUGCACCUACUGCGGCCGCAGCUUCAACAGCACCCUGCACUUCGACCGGCACCAGCGCACCCACACCGGCCAGCGGCCCUACAAGUGCACCCUGUGCGGGAAGGGCUUCAGCGACGGGCCGGCCCUGGUCAAGCACCAGCGCCUGCACCUGGGCGACGGCCCCUUCCGCUGCGAGGAGUGCGGCAAGAGCUUCGGCGCCCGGGCCCAGUACGCCCGGCACCGGCGCAACCUGCACGGCGGCCAGGGCGGCGAGAAGCCCUACCGCUGCGGCGACUGCGGCAAGAGCUUCUCCUGGAGCUCCCACUGGGAGCGCCACCAGCGCAUCCACACCGGCGAGCGGCCCUACCAGUGCGGGGACUGCGGCAAGCGCUUCGGCCGGACCUCCCACCUCUACCGGCACCAGCGCACCCACGCCGGCGGGCAGCCCCACGUGUGCGCCGACUGCGGCAAGAGCUUCAACAGCACCCUGCAUUUCCACAAGCACCAGCGCGCCCACGCCGGCGACGGCCCCCGGCACGCCUGCCCCGACUGCGGCAAGGCGUUCGCCGACGGCUCCGCUCUGGCCAAGCACCGGCGCACGCACACGGGCGAGAAGCCCUUCCCCUGCCCGCAGUGCGGCCGCCGCUUCAGCGUCAGCUCCCACCUCUACCGCCACCUCCGGAGCCACACCGCGGAGAAGCCGCACCAGUGCGCCGAGUGCGGGCGCUGCUUCCGGCAGCGCUCCGUCCUGGCCAAGCACCAGCGGGUGCACACGGGCGAGAAGCCGUACCGCUGCGGCGACUGCGGCAAGUGCUUCAGCCGCGGCUCCAACCUCACGCAGCACCAGCGCAUCCACACCGGCGAGCGGCCCUUCCGCUGCGGCGACUGCGGCAAGAGCUUCAUCCAGAAGUCGGACCUGGAGCGGCACCAGCGGGUGCACACGGGCGAGCGGCCCUACCGCUGCGGCCAGUGCGGCAAGUGCUUCAGCGUCAGCUCCCACCUGGACCGGCACCGGCGCACCCACGCCGGCACCCCACGGCGGCCCCACGGCUGCCCCGAGUGCGGCAAGUGCUUUGCGCAGCGGGCCUCGCUCUCCAAGCACCGCAAGACCCACAGCGGCGAGCGGCCCUACCAGUGCGGCGACUGCGGCAAGAGCUUCAGCCGCAGCUCCAACCUCACGCAGCACCAGCGUAUCCACACCGGCGAGCGGCCCUUCCAGUGCGGCGACUGCGGCAAGAGCUUCAUCCAGCGCUCCGACCUGGAGCGGCACCAGCGGGUGCACACGGGCGAGCGGCCCUACACCUGCCCCGAGUGCGGCAAGAGCUUCAGCGUCAGCUCCCACCUCGACCGCCACCAGAAGAUCCACGCCGCCGAGCAGGCCUCCUACCGCUGCCCCGAGCACCUCCAGGGCUUCCUGGCCGCCCACCAGCACGGGAAGCUCUUCAAGUGCUCCGAGUGCGGGCGCUGCUUCGGCCAAAGCGGCGCCCUGGUGAAGCACCAGCGGGUGCACGCCGGGCAGCGGCUGCAGCAGUGCGCCGACUGCGGCAAGAGCUACGCCGCCGGCCCGGCGCCCCGCGCCAAGCCCCGCAAGUGCACGGACUGCGGCAAGAGCCUGGGCGCGGCGGCGGCGGCGGCAGUGCACCCGCGCGCCCGCGCCCAGCAGUGCAUGGACUGCGGCAAGAGCCUGGGCGGCGGCAAGGAGCCGCCGGCGGCGGCCGAGAAGCCCUACAAGUGCGGCGACUGCGGCAAGGGCUUCGGGCAGCGCUCGGCGCUGGUGAAGCACCAGCGCAUCCACACGGGCGAGAAGCCCUACGCCUGCGGCGACUGCGGCAAGAGCUUCAUCCAGAAGUCGGACCUCACCAUCCACCAGCGCAUGCACACGGGCGAGAAGCCCUACCGCUGCGGCGAGUGCGGCAAGUGCUUCAGCGUCAGCUCCAACCUCAUCACCCACCAGCGCACGCACCUGGGCGAGAAGCCCUACCAGUGCUCCGAGUGCGGCAAGAGCUUCAUCCAGCGCUCCGAGCUCACCAUCCACCAGCGCGUGCACACCGGCGAGAAGCCCUACAAGUGCGCCGAGUGCGGCAAGUGCUUCAGCCGCAGCUCCCACCUCAACCGGCACCAGCGCACCCACGCCGGCGACAAACCCUACGAGUGCCAGGACUGCGGCAAGGGCUUCGCCUGGAGCUCGCACCUGGAGUGGCACCGGCGGGUGCACACGGGCGAGCGGCCCUUCGGCUGCGGCGAGUGCGGCGAGCGCUUCACCCAGAGCGCCCACCUGCGCCAGCACCAGCUGGCCCACGGCGGCGAGCGGCCCCACAAGUGCGGCGACUGCGGCAAGCGCUUCGCCGAGCCCGCCGCCCUGGCCGCCCACCGCCGCGGCCACGCCGCCGCCAAGCCCUACCGCUGCGGCGCCUGCGGCAAGGGCUUCGCCUGGAGCUCCCACCUGGAGCGGCACCGGCGGGUGCACACGGGCGAGCGGCCCUUCCGCUGCGGCGACUGCGGCGAGGCUUUCGCCCAGAGCGCCCACCUGGCCAAGCACCGGCGGCGGCACGCCGGCGAGCGGCCCCAGCGCUGCCCGCUCUGCGCCCGCGCCUUCGCCGACGGCUCCGACCUCGGCCGGCACCGGCGCGCCCACGCUGCCGCCGCCGCCGGCCCGGCCCGGCAGCGCCCGCCGGCAGCCCGCUGUCCCCAGUGCCGGCCGGGCCCCGAGCGCCAGCGCUUCGCCUGCGGCGCCUGCGGCAAGGGCUUCGCCUGGAGCUCCCACCUGGAGCGGCACCGGCGGGUGCACACGGGCGAGCGGCCCUUCCGCUGCGGUGACUGCGGCGAGGCCUUCGCCCAAAGCGCCCACCUGGCCAAGCACCGGCGGCGGCACGCCGGCGAGCGGCCCCACCGCUGCCCGGGCUGCGGCAAAGCCCUCGGCACCGCCGCCGCCCUCGCCAAGCACCGGUGCCUGCACCCAGGCUGCCAGCCCUGAGCCUGCCCCAGCGCCGCCUGGAUGGGACCUGCCGGAGCUGGCACCGUGCACCAGCGUCGCUCCAGAUGGGACCCGUUGGAGCCGGUGCCGUGCACCAACGUUGCCCCAGAUGGGACCCACCAGAGCCUGCCAGUGCCGUGCCCAGCAUCACCCCAGAUGGGACCUGCUGGAGCCAGUGCUGUGCACCAGUGUUGCCCCAGAUGGGACCCACCAGAGCCAGCCAGUGCUGUGCCCAGCAUCACCCCAGAUGGGACCUACUGGAGCCGGUGCUGUGCACCAGCGUUGCCCCAGAUGGGACCCACCAGAGCCUGCCAGUGCCAUGCACCAACGUUGCCCCAGAUGGGACCCACCAGAGCCUGCCAGUGCCGUGCCCAGCAUCACCCCAGAUGGGACCUACUGGAGCCGGUGCUGUGCACCAGCGUUGCCCCAGAUGGGACCCACCAGAGCCUGCCAGUGCCAUGCCCAGCAUCACCCCAGAUGGGACCUGCUGGAGCUGGUGCUGUGCACCAGCAUCACCCUAGAUGGGACUCACCAGAGCCUGCCAGUGCCAUGCACCAGCGUCAACCCAGAUGGGACCUGCUGGAGCUGGUGCCGUGCACCAGCAUCACCCCAGAUGGGACCUGCUGGAGCUGAUACCAUGCACCAACGUUGCCCCAGAUGGGACCCACCAGAGCCAGCCAGUGCCGUGCACCAGCAUCACCCUAGAUGGGACCCGCUGGAACUGGCACCAUGCACCAGCCUCACCUAGAUGGGAGCGGUGGCCGUGGUGGGGAUUUUCCACGUCGGUUGUAACACCCAAUA